Messenger RNA from Papaver somniferum (opium poppy), 954 nucleotides. Its product is annotated as 7-deoxyloganetic acid glucosyltransferase-like. The record is from RefSeq and is a predicted model, not a curated record. Gene Ontology annotation, molecular function: UDP-glycosyltransferase activity. NCBI's taxonomy places the organism in Eukaryota, Viridiplantae, Streptophyta, Magnoliopsida, Ranunculales, Papaveraceae. The coding region runs from base 1 to 954 and encodes 317 amino acids. The transcript has a single exon.
AUGGAUCAACCAAUAAGGAGUGUCCCGGAGAUGGAAAGCUUUCUCCGAUGUAGAGAUCUACCAAGUUACUAUAGAGAUAAAGAGGUCAACCGUCGAAAUCUAGAUUUUAUCAAUACUGCAACGUUACAUUCAAUUCAAGCCAAGGCUCACAUGCUUAAUACCUUCGACGAUAUCGAAGCUCCAAUUCUAUCGCAUUUGAGAUCUUACUGCCCCAACCUAUACACACUGGGACCUCUUAAUGCCCUGUUGAAUACACUUAGAAGUAGUACUACUACUAAAUUUUCUUCUUCAUUACCUGUUUCUUCCAAUGCUAGUCUGUAUGCAGAAGACAGAAGUUGCAUGACUUGGCUCGAUGGACAGCCCAAGAAAUCUGUAGUUUAUGUAAGCUUUGGUAGCAUCGCGACUGUGAGUCGGAAGCAAUGGUUGGAGAUUUGGUAUGGAUUAAUCAAUAGCGGUCAUAGAUUCUUAUGGGCUAGACGCCCAGAUUCGCUUCUUUUAGAAGAUGGCGAGGAGAAUCAAAUACAGGCGGAGAUUGUUGAGGCAACAAAAGAGAGAGGUUACAUGGUGGAUUGGGCACCGCAAGAAGAGGUGUUGAAUCAUCCAGCUGUUGGUGGAUUUUUUACUCAUAGUGGAUGGAAUUCGACUCUGGAAAGUAUGGUUGCUGGAGUGCCCAUGGUUUGCUGGCCGCAUUUGGCGGAUCAGCAGAUUAAUAGUAGGUAUGUCAGUGAGGUAUGGAAAAUUGGAAUGAACAUGCAAGAUGAUUCUGAUAGAAUAACAGUUGAGAAGUUAAUUAGGGAAAUGAUGGUUGAUAAGAGAGACGAGUUGAUGAAAUCGGCUUCGAAGGUCGCAGAGAUGGCACGAAGGAGUGUUGGUCGUGAAGGGUCAUCUUACCGCAAUUAUGAAGCUUUGCUUGAAUUCAUUAGAAAGUCGUGUUUAAUCUACAAGCUAGCUUAA